GGAUCUGUUGUUGGCUUUCUUUGUGCUGUGUUAUAGAUCCUCGUUGGUGCCAUGACCAGGAUAUGCUGCAUCUAUCAGCGUCAGUUGCAUCACGAACGGGUUCAACUUGCCAAGGAAAUUUAAUUCGGAAUCUUCUACAUUCUCUCUGAUCAUGGCAUCGACCAUUCUGCCUUUCUUAAUCUUGAUUUGGCUGACCAACGGCAACAGUAUGAUAGUAAGAGAAAAUGUAAUUUUUGAACAAUCCCAUGAAAUUUCAACCACACGAAGUCGCUGGCUUGUAACGAUGGUUAUCGAUUUGUCAGUUUAUGAUCAGUCCAUUGACAAACUAUAUUCCGCUCUGGAUGAAGUUAAUAGGAUAAAUAAUGUUCUUGUCAAAUUCUAUGAUGUUCCUCUUAAAGACAAACAUUUCCAAACAUUUAAAGGGUUAGAGUUAGAAAUAAUAAAUUUAAGAACUGCUCAAGACGCUGUUUAUAAUAAUUUCCAAAUUCUGAGUCCUUUACAUGAUCUUACGGGUUAUCGUCGUCGACGAUCACUCUUACCCAUUAUUGGUAAAGCUUUUAGUUUUCUAUUUGGAACAGUGUCGGAAGAUGAUUUACAGGGGAUACGUAACAAUAUAAAUAAUUUGGCCAAUAACCAACGAAAAAUUACUCACGUAAUACAAGAAAGCCUAACGUUAAUUAAUGGCACUCGACUUGCAGUGCGAGAAAAUCGACAAAAGAUCAAUGAAAUUUUAGGCGCGUUAGUAACUCUGUCGGACCAAUUGAAAAAUCUUACGACCGGUAUUGAAAAACAACUUCAUAAAUUAGAUUACUUUGUCAAUUCAUAUUUGCGAAUUAAUAGAGCCGUACAGGAAAUUCAAGUAAUGACUUCCGAAGUAAGAACUCAUGUCGAACAUUUGUAUAUUCAACUAAAUGCUCUUGCAAUCGGACAUUUGACACCAAGUAUAAUGGCUCCUCAUGAUUUAAAAGAUUUAUUACUUACCAUUAAAACUAAAUUACCCCGGACUUUGAGAUUACCUGGAAACCCAGAUGAAGAUUUAUGGUCCUUUUAUAAAUUUCUUACAUGUACAUCGACAACUGCGGAUAACAAACUGUUGAUUAUUUUAUCUAUCCCACUAUUAGACGCGCAGGAAACUUAUCAUGUUUACAAAAUUCAUAACAUACCCGCACUUAUGACAAAUCAAAGUAACUCCGUCAUUACAAAUGGCUGUUCUAUGGUUGCACAAUACAAGCUCGAAUCAAAUGCGAUUGCUAUCAAUACAGAGCGAACCCAAUACAUGUUGUUAUCUAACGAAGAAUUAAAAAGCUGUUCUAAUCCUUUAAUGGGGUUCUGUUUCGCGCGAAGUCCAGUUUAUAAGACUAGCAUUUCAAGAUUAUGUGUCACGGCGUUAUUUCUUCAAGAAGUUCAAAAAGUUCGAAAAUAUUGUAAAGUAAUGGUUCAGCUUAAGUCUGUAUUGCCCCGGGCAACUUAUUUAAAUAAUGGACAUUGGGUGGUAUCAACAUCAGAAAAAUUACAUUUCGUAAAGUUAUGUGGAGAAGGCAAAAAUACAUUAGCUACUGAUGUCAUUGUACGUCCUCCCAUCCAAAUUGUGAACCUUGAUCAGUCCUGUUCAGCCGUCACAAGUGCAAUGACAUUACCCCCUCAUUAUCACCAAGAAAGUAAAUAUAAUGCGACAAACCUUCUGACAACUUUCAUGCAAUCUUAUAACGUGUCUGCCAUCCAAUUAUGGAAACCUGUUCAUUCCAAUUUUGAUAAUUUAAACAAUAUAUCUAUUCCUGAAAAAUUAAAUGAUCUUGAAAUGGUUAGCAUGGACAAACUGGUUGAAGAAUUAAAACUGGUAAAUUCAGUACCCCCAUUAUUCGAUUUCUGGGGAUUACCUACUUGGGCAUAUGUAUUAAUGGGUGUAGCUUCUGCAAUAAUUAUAAUUGUAAUAAUCUUUGUCUAUUGUAAAAUAAAAAGGCGUUGGUCAGGUAAAUUGUGGCGAAAACAGGGCAGGGGCAGUGACAAGGGAGAGAAUGGAGAAGGAUUUCCUUUGGUGAUGAUUAACUCAUCUGGCGAUGUUGACGCUGGCAGAGGCAGCAAGCCGUCUGCACCAAUGGUGACUUCAGUAUAUAGCACAGGGACUGAUGACCCAGAUGCCAUCAGAAAAAUGUACCCGACAAUCAUUGGCGAGUAUGAACGCACUAAAGGUGACAAUUAACCUUAUGUAUUUUGUUUUGUUCUUUUGUAUAUAAUGUUCUUCUUCGGGAUUUGUAUUGUUAUAUUUAAAUAUUAUGUUACUACAUUCGUUCUACCCAAGUAGUGGAGGACCUCUCAUAUAAUUACUUACUGGUGGUAACGGGGACUUAAUUAUUAUUGAUUUUAUAAUGAUUCUUCUUUUAUGUAUAUCCAUGUAUGUUGAUGAUAUGAAUUAAUCUUAAUUCAUCUUUUUGCAGGGGACGGAUGUAACACAAUUGACCCCAUUUUUAAUUGUGUUUAAUUGUCAUAACAAUUAUGUACUAUUUAAUGACUUAAUAUUAAUUCCUAUGUUUUAGCUGUUUACCUGUACUCUUAUAGUAGUCUGUUUACCUGGACGCAUGAAUGACAGAGGUCAUUCGACCGUGCAGAGUGCAGCGCUUAGACAAGGACGUACUUGUACACGUGCCGGGGGCAACAGAGCAGAACCGUGAAGACCGCUACCUGGACGCCAAUCAAGGACACAGUUACUGGUGAACCAACACUCUUCUCGAUGAUCUACUCACUGACCAGGACGUUCUGACAAUUGUUGUCAUUCGAGUGUGGCUAAUUGACAGUUAAACUAAUUACUACACAUGGAUACUAUACAAAGACUGUGUAAACUUAUUUUAACGACUGGAUCUUUUAUGGACAGUUUACGAGCUUCAAAAGUAAUGACCACGUUAAUUCCCACGCAUCAGUGACAAGGGGGCGUUUCUAGUGACCGUAUAUACGAACUGACAUGGACAGAGUGAAGCAGUCCUCAACCCACCACCAGUGAGGAACGGUCUCCCUCUGUUGUUACACCCGGCUUCCCAAAGUGUUGUCUGACUUUUUAUUAUUAUAUUUUUCAUUACUCUUGUUCAGUGACUCUGACAUUCUAAAAGACUUUAAAUUAUUGUCAACAAUUAUUCUUUGAUUGUAAAAUCCUUAAUUGUUUUUCUUUAUUGUUUUUGCCUUAUUAUUGUAAUUAUUCAAUUACUAUAGUAUUUUUGUUAACUCUAUUAAAGUAGUAAUUUAAUUGGA
Messenger RNA from Magallana angulata, 3240 nucleotides. RefSeq lists its product as uncharacterized. NCBI's taxonomy places the organism in Eukaryota, Metazoa, Mollusca, Bivalvia, Ostreida, Ostreidae. The record is from RefSeq and is a predicted model, not a curated record. Bases 152 to 2200 code for a protein of 682 amino acids. The transcript has 2 exons.